This is a messenger RNA of Myxocyprinus asiaticus (Chinese sucker), 1466 nucleotides long. RefSeq names its product ras-related C3 botulinum toxin substrate 2. Gene Ontology annotation, biological process: small GTPase-mediated signal transduction. Lineage: Eukaryota; Metazoa; Chordata; Actinopteri; Cypriniformes; Catostomidae. The coding region runs from base 131 to 709 and encodes 192 amino acids. The transcript is spliced from 7 exons. The record is from RefSeq and is a predicted model, not a curated record. Gene Ontology annotation, molecular function: GTPase activity; GTP binding.
AGAGAGAGAGAGAGAGAGAGAGAGAGAGAGAGAGACUGAAGAAGCAAAUCUGUUUCCUGUAUUACAACUUAGUUCCUUAACAGUUGUUUUACAGCGGUGGCCAGCAAAAGUUGCUUAAAAGUUACAGAAAAUGCAAGCAAUCAAAUGUGUGGUGGUUGGAGAUGGAGCUGUGGGAAAAACCUGUCUUCUCAUCAGCUACACUACCAAUGCCUUCCCUGGAGAGUACAUUCCCACAGUGUUUGAUAACUACUCGGCAAAUGUAAUGGUGGACAGCAAACCAGUCAACCUGGGCCUCUGGGAUACAGCUGGACAGGAAGACUACGACAGAUUGCGGCCGCUGUCCUACCCUCAAACGGAUGUGUUUCUCAUCUGUUUCUCCCUGGUGAGCCCAGCAUCGUUUGAAAAUGUCAGAGCCAAGUGGUACCCAGAGGUGAGGCACCACUGCCCUUCCACUCCGAUAAUUUUGGUCGGCACCAAGCUAGAUCUGAGAGAUGAGAAGGAGACCAUUGAAAAGCUGAAGGAGAAAAAACUGGCACCAAUCACUUACCCACAGGGUCUUGCAUUGGCCAAAGAAAUAGAUGCAGUAAAAUACCUGGAGUGUUCUGCUCUCACUCAGAGGGGUCUAAAAACAGUGUUUGAUGAGGCCAUCCGUGCUGUGCUCUGCCCACAACCCACCAAGGUCAAGAAGAAGGGCUGCCUGCUCCUCUAAUUAUACAUGAUUCUUCGCUGUAAAAGAGGUACUUGAGAAAUCCACUGGUUUUCUCCAACAACCCAACAAGGAAUAAAAACGAAUAAUUGGUGGAACUUUGUGAAAUUAAAAAAAACAAAAAAGCCUUUUUUCUUUUUAGCUCUUGGAUCCACCACAUUGAUGCCACUGAAAUAAUACUGUUGUUAAAGGGAUGGUUUACCCAGAAAAUAAAAUGUCAUUAUUUAUUCACCCGCAUGUUGUUCCAAACCCAUAUGAUUUUCCUUCUUUCUUCAGUGUAACACAAAAGGACAUCAGAAUGACAGCUUAAGUGACCUUUCAAAAAGUGCACUGAAAGUGAAUGGUGACUGAGGCUGUCAUUCUGCCUAACAUCUCCAUUUGUGUUCCCUAGAAAGUCAGAGUGGUUUGGAACAGGGUGAGUAAAUUAUAACUUUUUCAUCUGAAUUUUCAAGUGUAAAGAAUGAGAAAAUAUUUCAUCAUAAUAUUGGAACUGAUGUAUUGUGUGAUAUUGUGAUGGAUGUAGUUGGAGUGUUUUAUGGGAACACAAUUAUGUAUUGUGGUCUUGGGUGAGAACCCAUUUUUUUGCUCUCCAUUCUUAAGCCAGAAUAAAAUGUAUACAGGUGAUGUUUGUUUCUAGACAAAAAAAAAAACAAAAAAAAAACACAAGUACUUGUUAAACAGAGUUAAACUAAGAGGUAUUUUUUGGACCUGUGAAUCACAUUCACAUGUAUGGCAAAAAUAAACUACAACUCUGUUUCCA